Debaryomyces fabryi is the source of this 1878-nucleotide messenger RNA. RefSeq lists its product as uncharacterized. The record is from RefSeq and is a predicted model, not a curated record. Lineage: Eukaryota; Fungi; Ascomycota; Pichiomycetes; Serinales; Debaryomycetaceae. The transcript has a single exon. The coding region runs from base 1 to 1878 and encodes 625 amino acids.
AUGGAAUUGACAGCUCUAUUAGAAAAGAUCGAUAGCAUUGAUAAGCCAGAUGGUUCAACUAAUGAAUUGUUAAAAAAAUUUGGGGAUCUUUUAAGAGAAGAUUCAGUUAGGUCGAGUUCCAUAUCAAAAGGUUCUAUUCCAACAGUCAUAAAGAUAACUAAUGCCGAAUUAUUUCAAGUAAUCGAAUCAGGAGAUGAUGCGUCUUGCUAUUCUUUAAUACUUGAGGCUCUUAGAGUUUUGAUCAAUUUUCUAGCCAAUAAUGAUGACAAUAGACUGUUUUUAGCAUCUUCUGAUUUGGAUUAUAAGGCAACUUUUUGGUCGUUAAUAUGCAAAUUGUUUAGCCUGAAUACUCUUAAUGCUAAAAGGAAUGUUAUUUAUGAGAGAAUUCUUUUAAUGUUGUCACAAUUCAUACAUAACACCGAUUUGCUAAAGAGCUUUAUUAUAUUUUUUAGUGAAACAGGAAUUGAAAAGUGCUUAAUAGAGUAUUUGAGGUUUAUAAUUGAUUCUGAACUUGCUGCUGAGACAGGCUUUGAUGAACUAAUGAUUCCAAUAGAAAUAUAUUCGGAAUUUAUGAGUGAGAUGUCUGACACCACUUCUGUUGAUAUGAUAUUUGCAAAUGAUUGUAAAGAGCAUCUUGAUACUAUUAUAAAGGUGUUUAAUUUUGCGGUUAGAUUAAACGUAUAUGAACAUGAUAAGGAAGAGAUGGAUAUAGUCAAUGACGUAUUUUCCAACUUAUCCAAUAUUAUCUAUAAUAUUACAUUAUGUGAAGAUAUCCCCAAUUUGUCGUCAACUAAAAUACACUCAAAGAUCUUGAAAUUAAUUCCUCAACUUCCUACAAAAAUACAGAAUUUUACUUUGAAUAAGAGAAGAUUAUUUUCGUCCAGUGGUAAUAUUGCAUCGAUGACAAACUACGACAACUCUGUGGAUUUUUCAAUGGCCAUAGAAUAUUUUCGUAAUCCGGAAACGGAUCCUUAUAUUUUGUCUGCUUGUGCUAUAGACCUUGGUAAUUACAUUACAAGUGUUGAAAAAGCCGAGUUGCUAAGAGUGAAAAUAGACAACGAAAUUGGUUUGAAAAAAUUUAUAGCAAAUUUCUACGGAAUCAAGUUUAACGAUGUGAUUCAAUACCAAGCCUUCCAUUUAUUUAAUAACUUAAUGUCGAGUGAUAUUGCCGUUUAUUCAUUCGAGAACUACGUUAGCGUCUUGAAAUCGGCCAAAGUUGUAGUAGAUAAUGGUCAAUACUAUAAAGAAGUGUUUGGAAUUUAUUCCAAAUUUAUCAAAAAGUUAAUACGCUUUGCAUUUAUCGAAAAAAAGAAUUCACAGAUAAGCAUAUUUGAAUUCAAGGACCUUUGGAACCACUUCAAUCCUGUGGACCACCCGGGAGCUGCAUCCGAAGAGAUCUAUCUCAUAUUAACCCAAGCAUUCAUAGCAACAAAAUUACUUGAAACAGGAAGUGUCGAGCCUGAAAAUGCACCCUUUGUUACCUCCUUAGUCGAAAAUCUCGUAAGUGCUAACGGUCUAAAUGACGAUAUAUCAUCUACAUUCCUACUGGAAAAGUUAAAGACCCUUGGUAUUUUUUUCAAGACAAUUGCAGCCCACAGUAUAAAUAGCCAAGUAAUUACGAAAGUCUUGUAUGAUUCAGAUCCCGAUCAAUAUUAUCUGCAUUUCAUUACUCCAUACCAUAUAUUCUUGGAGAAACUACAACAGAUACUCGACGAACAAAGAAAUUUAAAUAACGCAAACAGCCAAAAUCAGUUUAGUGUUAUCCAAAACAAUUCUAAGUUUGUAUGCGCCACUACAAUCGCUUACUGCAACCUUUCUCAUGAUACCAAUGAAGAAGUCGAUGCCAUUCAAUCUAUUUGCCAAUCUAUCAUACGGUAA